GGCUCUACCGCGGCGGGCAGCUGUGGGCAGCAGACCGUCGGAGGUCUCGCGCAGGGGCCUGCAGCUUUGCCCGGCCUGGAGCAAGUGUGCGGGGCCGGGAGGAGAGCCAGGGUUGGGCGGGGGGGGGGGGGGGAGCGGGCUGGGCCCGGGGCUGCGGCUGCGGCCGCGGGGCUGCGACUCCCCAGCCCCGCCAGCCCGAACGCUCGGAGGGAGAGGCAAGGUCUUGACAGGGUGGCUGGACCAGUGGCAGAAUCCACUGGCGGACUCUGGACUUGAGGGUUCUGGCUGUGGUCUGUAGGAGCAAAGAAGAGAAGGACUCAAAUCCAGGCCAACUGGAUGGCUGUCUGAGGUGUUGGAACAGAAGGAGGUCCAUUCCUGUUGGUGACAACACUGUGGCCCUGUUCUGGGAUGACCGAGGUAUAAAGGAGCUGGUAACUUCGGUCAAGGGAAGAAGAAACUCCAUGAGUGGCAGCCUCAACAACUGGCUCUUUCCUCCUGGGUUUCCCCCAAGAAAGAGCAGCUGAGUCCUUGCAUCUUGUGGCAGCUGGCGUGCCCAGCACUAAGUCUGUGGGAGCUGAAGGCAGCCCGGUCCCUUCUAACGGGCAGCGCCCACCUGUGCUGAGGUCCUGCAGUGGUGGCAGUGCAAGGAGCUGUACAGUCAGUUAUAACUGAAAAUGUCUGACGGCCUGGAUAAUGAAGAGAAACCCCCAGCUCCCCCACUGAGGAUGAAUAGCAACAACCGGGAUUCUUCAGCACUCAACCACAGCUCCAAACCACUUCCCAUGGCCCCUGAAGAGAAGAAUAAGAAAGCCAGGCUUCGCUCUAUCUUCCCAGGAGGAGGGGAUAAAACCAAUAAGAAGAAAGAGAAAGAACGCCCAGAGAUCUCUCUUCCUUCAGACUUUGAACAUACGAUUCAUGUGGGGUUUGAUGCAGUCACCGGGGAAUUCACUCCAGAUCUCUAUGGCUCACAGAUGUGCCCAGGGAAGCUCCCAGAGGGAAUUCCUGAGCAGUGGGCACGACUACUCCAGACCUCCAACAUAACAAAACUGGAACAGAAGAAGAACCCACAAGCAGUUCUGGAUGUCCUCAAAUUCUAUGAUUCCAAAGAAACAGUCAACAACCAGAAAUACAUGAGCUUUACAUCAGGAGAUAAAAGUGCACAUGGAUACAUAGCAGCCCAUCCUUCGAGUACGAAAACAGCAUCGGAGCCUCCUCUGGCUCCUCCUGUGUCUGAGGAAGAAGAUGAAGAAGAGGAAGAAGAAGAAGAUGACAAUGAGCCCCCACCAGUUAUUGCGCCCAGACCAGAGCAUACAAAAUCAAUCUACACUCGUUCAGUGGUUGAAUCCAUUGCUUCACCACCAGCACCAAAUAAAGAGGUCACACCACCUUCUGCUGAGAACGCCAAUUCCAGUACUUUGUACAGAAACACAGAUCGGCAAAGGAAAAAAUCCAAGAUGACAGAUGAGGAGAUCCUGGAGAAGCUAAGAAGCAUUGUGAGUGUUGGUGACCCAAAGAAAAAAUAUACAAGAUUUGAAAAAAUAGGUCAAGGGGCAUCAGGUACUGUUUAUACAGCGCUGGACAUUGCAACAGGACAAGAGGUGGCCAUAAAGCAGAUGAACCUUCAACAGCAGCCCAAAAAGGAAUUAAUUAUUAAUGAAAUUCUGGUCAUGAGGGAAAAUAAGAACCCCAAUAUUGUUAAUUACUUAGAUAGCUACUUAGUGGGUGAUGAACUGUGGGUAGUCAUGGAAUACUUGGCUGGUGGUUCUUUGACUGAUGUGGUCACAGAGACCUGUAUGGAUGAAGGACAGAUAGCAGCUGUGUGCAGAGAGUGCCUCCAAGCUUUGGAUUUCUUGCACUCGAACCAAGUGAUCCAUAGAGACAUAAAGAGUGACAAUAUUCUUCUUGGGAUGGAUGGCUCUGUUAAAUUGACUGAUUUUGGGUUCUGUGCCCAGAUCACCCCUGAGCAAAGUAAGCGAAGCACAAUGGUGGGAACUCCUUACUGGAUGGCACCUGAGGUGGUGACUCGGAAAGCUUAUGGUCCAAAAGUUGAUAUCUGGUCUCUGGGGAUUAUGGCAAUCGAAAUGGUGGAAGGUGAACCCCCUUACCUUAAUGAAAAUCCACUCAGGGCGUUAUAUCUGAUAGCCACUAAUGGAACCCCAGAGCUCCAGAAUCCUGAGAGACUGUCGGCUGUAUUCCGUGACUUUUUAAAUCGCUGUCUUGAGAUGGAUGUGGAUAGGCGAGGAUCUGCCAAGGAGCUCUUGCAGGUGCUCUUGGCCGGAGGUAAUUCUCUACAUAACUAUGCAAUUAUUUCCAUGGCAUUUGCUACUCUAAUGCUUUACUGGUCAAAGCCCCUUUGCUUGUGAUGCCAAAUGGCAGGCAACUGCUUGCCUGGGUGAGUACCAUCCAGUGGUGAGUGCCUCUGUAACCAUUUGUCCUUUUCAUGGCUCUCAGGGAUUAGUAUAUAUGAUGACAAUGAGUACCUAUUCUGUGCCAAAUUCUUUACACACACUAUCUCAUUUAAUCUUGAACAAGUCUAGGGUAGGUGUUAUUAGCUCAUAUUACAGAUAUAGAAACUGAGGCUCACAGAGCUACUGAUUGGCAGAACUGGGAUCUGAGCCCUGGAUUAUUUGACUUUCCACCACACAAAUGCACCAACCAAUUUAGAGGGAAAGAUGUAUUUUUAUUGUUAAAGCCACACAUGCCCAGGAUCACACAUACAGCUCCACCAUGGGAGACUGUUCCUUGGGAACACAUACCAAACCCUGUAACACCCAGGAACAGUGAAUGCUUGUUCUGUGACUUUGAACACUUCUUCUGGUUAAGCAAAAUGUACAAUUGUUUAUAUGGAGUGUUAACCACAGAUCCAUUCUAUUCUAAACCAAAAAGAAAAAAAAUCUGUUCUUGUUGCUCCUGAACUUCAUCCAGAGACAGAGCCACACCCAGGCCAAAAAUUCCUGCCCCCACCCUCAACCCAAACCACAUCUGGGAUAAAUAAACUGAUUUGGAGGAAUUGAGGAGACUACACCUUUUCUGCUACCUAUGAGCAUUUCACAGGCUGUCAUAGGGCCCUAAAAUAUCAAAUCUGGGAUGGCCCUUUAUUAAUCCUCUAGUUAGUCUAGUCUCAGAUUACAGAUGAAAAACUUGAACUUUUGAGUGCUCCACUUCCACAUCUUCUCACCCCUGCUGCCACCCCACAUACACAUCCCAAGGGUAAGGGAAGAUACAGGUUCUGUUAAUGUAGCUAUGUGGUUACAUAGAUAAUUGAAUCACAUAUCUAGUUAGUUUCUUCACCAAUGGUACUUUUAUCUGAAUCAGUCAGACAAGUGAUGCAAGACUACAUUUUGGGUCUAAAUUGAACAGUUUGUUGCAUCUUUUCAUUUUACACAUGAUAGUUAUAACCUUUGUAUCACCUUAAGUCGCUGUAUCUUCCUUCUCUAACUCUAGCCUAUCACUGCCCUUUUAGAGGUUAGAAAGGAGAGAGAUGCAGGACAUUCACACUAUUGGAAGGCUUGAGAAAAGACACAGGUCUUGAGUAUUCCUGGGCCUUUCUGUAUGGCCUAAAUCAGUUCUCUGUCCAUCAGUUGGUAUUUAUUGAGCAACUUCUGUUUGCAAAGCUUAAGUGCAAUGAUGAUAUAAACCUCUUAAAAGCAGGAUUCCUUCACUCCAGAAGUUCACAAUUUCCUUGGGUACGUGAAAAAAUAAUGCAAAGUUGUUUAGAGACUCAAUCAAACCCAGUGGCUGUUUAAACAGUAAACACCAUGGUUGAUUAGAGAAAUAUUCUGUAGGCUAUAGGUGAUCAAAAAAUGUGAACAGGAAGGAGUUCUGCUGGGCCCUGAAGGACAGAUUAGCUUCAGAUAUGUUGAGGAAAAGGGGAGAGGGGAUUUCAGAUGGACAGGUUAUAAUGUGACCAAAGGCAUGUGGGCAAGGUUGAAGGGAACAGAAAACAGAAAGUAAAAUAGCUGAAGUAAAGAGUCAAAAUAAGGAGUUUUAAGUGUGGAAUCUACAGGAGACAGGGCUGUGGAGGGCCUUGAACACCAGGGUGAAGAGUUGGGGCUGUAGACAGUGGGAAACACUGAAGACAUUGGAGGGACACGCAUGCCGAAAGCUUUGUUUAGGGAGAUUAAUCUGGUGUUUUGCAGUACGAAUUAGCAGUGGGAAAAAAUGAAGGCUGAAAGAUCAAGGGGGAGUUAUUCUUACAGUUCAGGAUUAAGUUGACCAAAAGACUGGAUGAGGGAAGGUGAGACAUAAUUGUAAGAGCCAUUAAGAAGAAAGGACUUGUUAGCUGAUUGUAGAACAUAAGGGAGAGGAAGAAAAAGGUGACUUUAGAAUAUCAAACCAAUGAUAACAUUCAGUAAAAGCCAAAGUCCUAGAGGAUAAUACAAUGGUUAACAUUUCUUCACCUCUCUGUAGCUUCAGAGGAACUGUCCUUAUCUUACCUCAUUUAGCCAUUGUGAUAAGCAGAGGAGAGGACUGAACCCAGGUGCUCUGACUCCAAAGCCCCUUUAACUGACAUCCUGCAAGAGUAGCCUGUUCGGAAGACUUUAACGUAUACUUAAACAUUAAAUUCAAGGUGACAGAAGGACAUUCAAAAGGAAAUAUCCAGCAGGCAAUUGGAGAGAUAGGACCAGAAUUCAGGAAAGACCUCAGCUCACACAACAGAGAUUUGUGAGUCAUCCCUAAUAAAGCUGAUGAGAGGUCAAAACCAUGAAAGAAAAUGAGCUCUCAAAUUAAAUCAGAAAAAGAGAUGAUGAGAGCCAUGUUCUGGUAUGUUGGAGAUGGGAGGAAGCAGUGAAACUAGGAAAGAAGAUGGAAUAGUCAGUGAACAGGCACAUGGGAGAAAACCCAGACAGUAGACUGUCACAGGCCCCAAAGGAGGAAAACAUUUCAAAGAAGGAAGUGAUAUUCAUUCAUAUUAAGUACUGCAGAUUGGCCAGAAGAAAAAUGGUGGAGGCACAGCUACUGGGUUUAGCAGUUAAGAAGCCAUAAUUUCAGGGUCAAGGUCAACCAAAGAGUUUUCGAAGCCUAAGAGCUGCUCCUGGUAAAUUCAUCAGUUUAAGAACAUCAGAAAGUCAACUGUCGCAAACACAAUGGGAUUUUACAGGACCCCUCCUCUGAGUGUCUAGCUCUGCCAGUCAGCUUCCAGAGGAUUCCAUGACACUGAAGGACAAAAACAUCUGAAGGACAAAAGCUGGCACUAUUUUUAAUAAAAUGAUGUUGAAUUGCAUGCUCAAAAUACAUUUUAAUGAGAAAAGGGCUGCUUGAAAAUGUAAAGUAAUAUACUUGUUAGAGGAAAGGAUUCCAGUAAUU
Manis pentadactyla (Chinese pangolin) is the source of this 5307-nucleotide messenger RNA. RefSeq names its product p21 (RAC1) activated kinase 3 (gene PAK3). The transcript has 20 exons. Gene Ontology annotation, biological process: protein phosphorylation; regulation of axonogenesis; regulation of actin cytoskeleton organization. Gene Ontology annotation, molecular function: ATP binding; protein serine/threonine kinase activity. Gene Ontology annotation, cellular component: cytoplasm. The record is from RefSeq and is a predicted model, not a curated record. The coding region runs from base 675 to 2363 and encodes 562 amino acids. NCBI's taxonomy places the organism in Eukaryota, Metazoa, Chordata, Mammalia, Pholidota, Manidae.